AUAUUGUGUAUCAGGCUUCAUCUCCUGAUGAAGGUGCCCUUGUUAAAGGUGCUAUGACUCUGGAUUAUAUAUUCACGACUCGUCGCCCAAAUUCUGUAAAUGUACUGAUUAAUGGUGUGGAUUAUGAAUACGAGCUUCUUAACAUUUGUGGAUUUAAUAGUACACGUAAACGUAUGUCUAUAGUUGUUCGUGGUCCGGACGGAAAAAUAACUUUGUAUUGUAAAGGUGCGGAUACUGUAAUUUUGGAACUUUUGAGUGAUAAUAAUCCAUUUGUCGAGCAAACAAUACAACACCUUGAAGAUUAUAUUGCUGAUGGUCUCAGAACUCUCUUCAUUGCAAUGCGUGAAAUUUCGGAUGAGGAAUACCGAGUGUGGUCUACUGUGUACGAAAAGGCAUCUACAUCUUUGGUAGACCGUCAGGAAGAACUUGACAAAGCUGCUGAAAUGGUUGAAAAAAAUCUAUUUCUGUUGGGUGCUACCGCAAUUGAAGAUAAAUUGCAGGAUGAUGUUCCGGAAACAAUUAGUACACUUCAACAAGCUGGUAUUAAAAUUUGGGUCCUUACGGGUGAUACGCAAGAAAAUUCUGUACAGAUUGGGUUUAAUUGCAAACUAUUUAAUGAGAAAACGACUCUGAUCCUAGUGAAUGAAGAAAGUCAUUGGGAAACAAAGGAGUUUUUGGAGAGACGAAUUCAAUCGCUUAAAGGUCUAGUUAAUCCGGAUGCUGAACCUCUUGCUCUUGCUAUAGACGGUCGUACACUUGAAUUUGCUCUUGACAAGGAAAUUGAAGGGGUUUUCCUUGAGCUUGCAACUAUGUGCAAAGCAGUAUUUUGCUGCAGAGUGUCACCACUUCAAAAAGCAAAUGUUGUAAAACUAGUGAGACGCCACCUUAAAGCUAUUCUUUUAGCCAUUGGUGAUGGUGCAAAUGAUGUUCCUAUGAUCCAAGAGGCUCAUGUCGGCGUUGGAAUUAUCGGCCUUGAAGGAACACAAGCAGCUCGUAAUGCAGAUUACGAAUUUCAAGAUGGGUUUUCGAGUCAAGUAAUUUACGAGUCAUGGACAGCCAUGUAUUAUAAUAAUGUCCUAUUCGCUGUAUUUUCAGUAGCACCGGUACUACCGGCAGUGAUUAAGGGUGUAUGUGACCAAUACAUAAGCGCAACAAUGUUGGACCGGUACUCACAAAUCUACAAAUAUGGCAUAGAAAGUGAAUCUUUUAAUGUCAGAAACUUCUGGAGAUGGGUACUCAACGCUCUUUUUCAUUCUUUAGUAAUAUAUUUGGUGUCUACGUUUAUUUUCUACGAUGACUUAGUUUUAAUGAAUGGUCAGAUAGCAGGCCAUUGGUGCUGGGGCACGGCGGUGUACACAUCAGUUUUAGUAACUGUCUUAGGAAAAGCUUUGUUGAUAACAGAUAAAUGGACAAAAUACACUAUAAUUAUUGCCAUUAUUGCUGUUCCUGGAUCUUUUAUUUUUGGGAUGGUUUUUUGUUUUCUUUAUAAUCUGGCCACAUCAAUGUUUAAAAUCACGGAAGAAUAUGACAACACCAUUCCUAAGUUAUUAUCGAGUCCUAUAUUUUAUUUCUUUAUUCUUCUUGUUCCGGCUAUAUGCUUACUGAGGGACUAUACAUGGAAAUAUAUUAGUCGUAUGUAUAGAGUAAGACCAUACCACAUUAUACAAGAAAUUCAACAUUUCAAUUUUCCAGAUUAUAGACCGCGAGCUGAACAAUUUUCAAAAGCGAGACGAAAAGUCCGUGCAGUAAAUCGCCUGCGAAAACUCCGUGGUUUUGCAUUUUCCCAAAAUGAAUCUGGUCAAGAAUCACGUCUUAUCAGUCUUUAUGCCACCACAGAAGUGAUAGGAGCAGACAUUUAUGGUUUUGGUAUUAUUAUGGCUGAAAUAGACUAUCUCAUAUAA
Messenger RNA from Racocetra persica, 1901 nucleotides. The record is from the annotation of a GenBank genome assembly. NCBI's taxonomy places the organism in Eukaryota, Fungi, Glomeromycota, Glomeromycetes, Diversisporales, Gigasporaceae.